UCAAGUUCAAGUUCAAGUUUAAACCAAAAUGUUUAAAAAUUUUCUCUUAGGGUUUGUUGCAAUAAUUGUAUGUGUUAAUAUGGAGAGCGAAUGUCUUCCUUGAACAGUUCAACAGUAUAUUGGUGAGUAGAUGGCUGUGAAACUCGCUGCGCUCGUCCCGUAGAGGUCCACCCAUAAGUUCCGCAACAAUCCACUUUUUUCUACUUGAACAAUAACUUAUUAGAUAAAGUAAAAAUUUGUAAGAUUCAACGAAACCCCGUAUCUAUUCUGGGCAUGCGCAGAUCGAUGCGGAUACGGAUAUGUUCGAAAUUUAGGACUGCGACAUGAGUAAAGUAAAAUCCUAUGAAUGUGGUCAACUUGAAGAUGAGCAAUGCUUAACAAUAGCAAUGUUUGUUAGAGAAGGCGACAAAAGUGGCACCUUUUAUUCUCGUGAUUGCUGGUCAGGAGGAUGUGAAGCAGCUCGAAAAACUUUUCCUAAUGUUCUGUAUUGCAAAGCCUGUUCAGAAGCAAACUGUAAUAAUGAAGAUUUUCCUGAAGAUUUACCAGAAUUUAAGUAUAGGUUUUAGAAAAUGUGUUUGUUGAGAAAUAAAUGACUUUCAAUUGUGUCAAAACUCGAAACGUUGGCCCUGAAAUUUGUUGAAAAAUACAUUAUUAUUAUUUUUUAUCAAAUAAAUUAUAGGCAUUAAACUUUUGCAACGAUGAAACAAUAAUUAUAUUCAUAGCGAUAUGCCUUAUUGGUAUAUAUAAACUAGGCAGCACAAUUAACAUCUGGUUAGUUGAUUUAGUCUAAAAUGUUCUUCCUUUGUUGCAAUUAUUUUAUGUGUUAAUAUUGACAGUAGGUAAGUACUUUAUAAAAUCAUUUUAAUUUUUCUUCAUCAACUGUAUGUAUUUCUAGAUAUAAUAACCUUAAACUGUCAUUAUUGUCAUUCGCUAUAUAAACAGGGUUGUGAAAUAAAUAACGAAACAUCUAUUAAUUGUGAUAAGGUUGUUCCUGGUGAUAAUCAAUGCUUAUCGAUGGUGAAAAUUUUCAAAUCAGGCGACAGGCUUAUAACCUUUUUUACCCGUUCUUGCUGGUCAGGAGGAUAUGAAGCAGUUAAAAAAGGAAUGUCUCCUGUAGAGGUAAGGGACAACCUUGUCUACUGCAAAAUUUGUACAGAAUCGAAUUGUAAUGAUGGAGAUUUUCCUCAAGGUUUACCAGGAAAACACAGAGGACGUCGAUAAUUUUUUUCUAUUUUGGGUAGAGGGUAACAAAUAAAGAAGAUAAUUUUGCAAAA
Ceutorhynchus assimilis (cabbage seed weevil) is the source of this 1274-nucleotide messenger RNA. NCBI's taxonomy places the organism in Eukaryota, Metazoa, Arthropoda, Insecta, Coleoptera, Curculionidae. The record is from the annotation of a GenBank genome assembly.